This is a messenger RNA of Myotis lucifugus (little brown bat), 2294 nucleotides long. RefSeq names its product DM1 locus, WD repeat containing (gene DMWD). NCBI's taxonomy places the organism in Eukaryota, Metazoa, Chordata, Mammalia, Chiroptera, Vespertilionidae. The transcript has 4 exons. The record is from RefSeq and is a predicted model, not a curated record. Gene Ontology annotation, molecular function: protein binding. The coding region runs from base 741 to 1808 and encodes 355 amino acids.
UGGUCUUCUGCCCUGGGUGGGGGGGUCCUUCCUGUCUUUUCUUUUCUCUAUUCUGUAUGAAAUUUGGGUCCCUCUUCCUGUCUGUGGUUGCUCCCUCCCUCCCCACUCACCCAUCUACCUGCCCACUUCCCUCUCGGGGUUAACCUUGCUUCCUCUUAGUGGUUUCCUCCAACCUCAACACCCUCUUCCUUCCUCAGUGGUAGAAGCCAUUAACUCCUUUUCUCCCAUCACUUAAGUCCAUCGACCUCAACAAGCCAAUUGACAAGCGGAUCUAUAAGGGCACCCAGCCCACCUGCCACGACUUCAACCAGUUCACUGCUGCCACGGAGACCAUAUCCCUGCUGGUGGGGUUCUCGGCCGGCCAGGUGCAGUACCUGGACCUCAUCAAGAAGGACACCAGCAAGCUAUUCAAUGAAGAGCGGCUGAUUGACAAGACCAAGGUGACAUACCUGAAGUGGCUGCCUGAGUCGGAGAGCCUGUUUCUGGCAUCGCACGCCAGCGGCCACCUGUACCUGUACAAUGUCAGCCACCCGUGUGCGUCGGCACCCCCCCAGUACAGCCUGCUGAAGCAGGGGGAGGGCUUCGCCGUCUACGCUGCCAAGAGCAAGGCGCCCCGCAACCCGCUGGCCAAGUGGGCGGUGGGCGAGGGGCCCCUCAAUGAGUUUGCCUUCUCGCCCGACGGCCGGCACCUGGCCUGUGUCAGCCAAGACGGCUGCCUGCGCGUCUUUCACUUUGACUCCAUGCUCCUGCGGGGGCUCAUGAAGAGCUACUUUGGGGGCUUACUCUGCGUGUGCUGGAGCCCCGACGGGCGCUAUGUGGUGACGGGCGGUGAAGAUGACCUGGUCACCGUGUGGUCCUUCACCGAGGGCCGCGUGGUGGCCCGCGGCCACGGCCACAAGUCUUGGGUCAAUGCCGUGGCCUUCGACCCCUACACCACAAGGGCCGAGGAGGCGGCGGCAGCCAGUGGUGAUGCGGAACGGAGUGUCGAGGAGGAGGAGGAGCCCGAGGUGGCCGGCCCGGGCUCGAAUGGGGGAGACCCGCUCUCCCCGAUGCCCAAGGCCGGCUCCAUCACUUACCGCUUCGGCUCGGCCGGCCAGGACACGCAGUUUUGCCUGUGGGACCUCACCGAAGACGUGCUCUACCCACACCCACCCCUGGCCCGCACCCGCACGCUCCCCGGCACGCCUAGCACCACACCGCCUGCUGCCAGCAGCUCUCGGGGUGGCGAGCCCGGCCCCGGGUCCCUGCCCCGCUCACUGUCCCGCUCCAACAGCCUCCCGCACCCGGCGGGCAGUGGCAAGGCGGGUGGCCCGGGCACGGUGACGGAGCCGGGCACUCCGUUUAGCAUCGGCCGCUUUGCCACGCUCACGCUGCAGGAACGGAGGGACCGGGGGGCGGAGAAGGAGCACAAGCGCUACCACAGCCUGGGCAACAUCAGCCGGGGGGGUGGCGGGGGUGGCAGCAGCGGGGACAAGCCCAGUGGCCCUGUUCCCCACAGCCGUCUGGACCCAGCCAAGGUGCUGGGCACGGCGUUGUGCCCACGCAUCCACGAGGUGCCCCUGCUCGAGCCCCUGGUGUGCAAGAAGAUCGCCCAGGAGCGGCUGACGGUCCUCCUGUUCCUGGAGGACUGCAUCAUCACCGCCUGCCAGGAGGGCCUCAUCUGCACCUGGGCCCGGCCGGGCAAGGCGUUCACAGACGAGCCCGAGGCCCAGACAGGGGAAGGAAGUUGGCCCAGGUCACCCAGCAAGUCAGUGGUAGAGGGCAUCUCCUCCCAACCAGGCAACUCCCCGAGCGGCACAGUGGUGUGAAGCCCUGGAUGCUGGGUUCCCUGCCCCGCCUCGCCUCCCAGCCAUCACCCUUCCGCUGACCUCACGGAUCAACCUGUUAACAAGACUAACCAUGAUGGAUGGACUGCUCUGGUCCCCCGCCCUGCACAAUCUGGGGGGCAGAGAGUCCCCCCGGACUGGCCUCGACCCUGGGGGGAUGGAGUGGCUCCUGUGGCCUCAGCCUUGUCCCCUCCCACUGCCAAGUACAACGACCCCUUCCUUCCGCUGGAACAUCAGUGUUAGCCUCAUCCCUGUCCCCAGCAUGUGACUGGUCAUGGGCGGGGGAGGGAGGAGCUCCCCACCCACAAGAGCCCAGCUCCGCAGUGUGCCCCUCAGUCUGCGGACCCAAACCCCACCUCCCCUGCUGGUGUUCGUGCUUUUGAAAAGUGUUAAGUUAUGGAAGCCCCUUGGGGCCCUUCCUGUCCCCAGCACCUCUUAUUUAUACUAAAGUUCCCUGUUUUCACAGCG